AUGACUCCUUCGGACGAUCGAGUCGUCGGAGAACCCGAAAAUGUGGCCUCGGAAAAGGCUGUUGACCGCAAUGACGCUGCGCCGCCCGGCCGAUGGGGCCGGUUUCGGGAAGCCUUCCUCAGGGUGGCGGCAUUCGGCCGGGUAGAGCUCAGGGGCAUCACGCCAAUCCCGGUGAAGGAACGGACUGUGGAGAGGACCAUCAAUAUCUUCACGCUAUGGUGGUCCAUGAACACGAAUAUCCUCGCUAUCACCUUUGGGAUGCUCGCUCCCGGCUUUGGGCUCGAUCUCAGGAACAGCGCCUUGGUCAUUCUGUUUUUCACCCUGUUGACGGCCGUCCCUCCCGCAUAUUGUUGCACGCUGGGCCCUAAGACGGGCAUGAGGCAGAUGAUGCAGGCUCGCUACAGCUUUGGGCGCUACCUUGUAUCCAUCCCUGUCGUGCUCAACCUGGCAAACACGAUUGGCUUCUCCGUUGUCAUGGCCGUCAUCGGCGGGCAGUGUCUGUCGGCCGUGGCGGACGGCACGCUGAGCGUCGCCGUGGGCAUUGUUAUCACGGCCCUGUUCACCAUGCUAGUCUCCUUCUGCGGCUUCCGCGUGCUGCACGUCUUUGAGCGCUACGCCUGGAUCCCCGCGCUCAUCGCCAUCAUUGUAGCCGUCGGCACUGGCGGGAGCGGACUGCGAAACCAGGUUGCGUACGACGCGCCCCCACCCGCGUCGGCUGUCUUGUCCUUUGGCAUGAUUGUCGCCUCAUACAUGAUCCCCUGGGCGUGCCUGUCGUCUGAUUUCACGACCUACCUCAAGCCCGACACCCCUUCCUCAAAAAUAUUCCUCUACUCCUACCUCGGCCUGUGUCUCCCCGCCAUCCUGCUCAUGGUACUCGGCUCAGCAAUCGGCAACGCCGUGGCCAACAACCCGACCUGGCAGGCCGGCUACGACCAGACGCUGGUGGGCGGGGUGCUGGCCGCCAUGCUCUCCCCCGCAGGCGGCUUCGGCAAGUUCCUGGUCGUGCUGCUCUCCUUCUCGCUGCUGGGCAACCUGGCGGGCACCUCGUACAGCGUGACGCUCAACCUGCAGCUGCUCGUGCCGCCCCUGGUCCGCGUGCCGCGGUACCUGUUCUCAAUUGUCUCGACGGCAAUCAUCAUCCCCGUCGCGAUCCGUGCCGCGGAUGAUUUCUUUAUCAAUCUUGAGAAUUUCCUGGCCUUGAUCGGCUACUGGACCUCGGCGUGGCUCGGCGUCGUGCUGGUCGAGCACCUUGUGUUUCGCAAGGGGGACUGUGCGGCCUAUGAUGUCGACGCGUGGAACGACGCCGACUUGUUGCCGUGGGGCGUGGCCGCCGUGACUGCGUCGGCGCUGAGCUUUGCGCUCGUGGUGCCCAGCAUGGCGCAGGUGUGGUGGACGGGCCCGAUUGCGCGUACCACGGGCGAUAUUGGGUUCGAGUUGGCCUUUGCCGUCACGGCCGUCUUGUACCUUGGCCUGAGGUGGGUGGAGAAGAGGUUGGCAGGGAGAUAG
Messenger RNA from Canariomyces notabilis, 1506 nucleotides. RefSeq lists its product as uncharacterized. The record is from RefSeq and is a predicted model, not a curated record. Gene Ontology annotation, biological process: transmembrane transport. Gene Ontology annotation, molecular function: transmembrane transporter activity. Lineage: Eukaryota; Fungi; Ascomycota; Sordariomycetes; Sordariales; Chaetomiaceae. Gene Ontology annotation, cellular component: plasma membrane. The transcript has 4 exons. Bases 1 to 1506 code for a protein of 501 amino acids.